This is a messenger RNA of Tarenaya hassleriana, 714 nucleotides long. RefSeq names its product 60S ribosomal protein L26-1-like. Gene Ontology annotation, biological process: ribosomal large subunit biogenesis; cytoplasmic translation. The transcript is spliced from 2 exons. Gene Ontology annotation, cellular component: cytosolic large ribosomal subunit; ribosome. NCBI's taxonomy places the organism in Eukaryota, Viridiplantae, Streptophyta, Magnoliopsida, Brassicales, Cleomaceae. The record is from RefSeq and is a predicted model, not a curated record. Gene Ontology annotation, molecular function: RNA binding; structural constituent of ribosome. The coding region runs from base 120 to 560 and encodes 146 amino acids.
AUCAAAGAAUAGGCCCAAAACGAAGGGGGAACCAAAUCAGGCCCAUUUUAACGUGAUCCAAGAAAGGGACGAACUCGAGUUUGGACUCAGUUUGGCGGCAGCAGCAACAUAGGAAGAAGAUGAAGUACAAUCCGAGAGUGAGCUCGUCCCGGAGGAAGAACCGUAAGGCAUAUUUCACGGCGCCUUCGAGCGUAAGGCGCGUACUGAUGAGCGCGCCUCUCUCCGGCGAUCUCCGACAGAAGUACAACGUACGGUCGAUGCCGGUCCGCAAGGACGAUGAGGUCCAGGUGGUUCGCGGCUCCUAUAAGGGGCGUGAGGGCAAGAUCGUGCAGGUAUAUCGCCGGAAGUGGGUGAUCCACAUCGAGAGGAUCACGCGGGAGAAGGUCAACGGCACAACGGUCAACGUCGGCGUCAAUCCGUCGAAGGUUGUCAUCACGAAGCUGAAGCUUGACAAGGACCGGAAGUCGCUGCUCGACCGGAAGGCGAGAGGACGCGCCGCCGCGGAUAACGACAAGGGGACAAAGUUCACCGCCGAGGAUGUUAUGCAGAAUGUGGAUUGAGCUAAGUUUUCGUUUCUAAUCUUAUAAUAGGCGUCUGCAAUUCUUGAUUUAUGGAUUGAUUCUGGAAUAACUGGUUAUUAUGCAAUGUGUUUGAGCUGAAAUUUGGAUUCUGGGAAUCGACUUUCUUCGGAUAGCAUGAAUAUUAUGCGUCGUA